AGUCCCCGCUGAUCCACUGCCAGGGCAACCGCCAUGUCGAGCCGGGGUGGGAAGAAGAAGGCCACCAAGACCUCGCGGUCGGCCAAGGCGGGAGUCAUCUUCCCCGUGGGGCGGAUGCUGCGGUACAUUAAGAAAGGCCACCCCAAGUACAGGAUUGGCGUGGGGGCGCCCGUCUACAUGGCCGCCGUCCUGGAGUACCUGACAGCGGAGAUCCUAGAGCUGGCUGGCAAUGCGGCAAGAGACAACAAGAAGGGCCGGGUCACCCCGCGGCACAUCCUGCUGGCAGUGGCCAAUGACGAAGAGCUGAAUCAGCUGCUGAAGGGAGUCACCAUAGCCAGUGGGGGGGUGUUGCCAAACAUCCACCCCGAGCUGCUAGCCAAGAAGCGAGGAUCCAAAGGGAAAUUGGAAGCCAUCAUCACGCCACCUCCAGCCAAAAAGGCCAAGUCUCCAUCCCAGAAGAAACCCGUGUCUAAGAAAGCAGGAGGCAAAAAGGGGGCCCGGAAAUCCAAGAAGCAGCCGGGGGAAGGCAGCAAGGCAGCCAGCGCCGACAGCACGACCGAGGGCACGCCUGCCGAGGGCUUCACCGUCCUGUCCACCAAGAGCCUCUUCCUCGGCCAGAAGCUGAACCUUAUUCACAGUGAAAUCAGUAACUUAGCCGGCUUUGAGGUGGAGGCCAUAAUCAAUCCUACCAAUGCUGACAUUGACCUUAAAGAUGACCUAGGAAACACCCUGGAGAAGAAAGGUGGCAAGGAGUUUGUGGAGGCGGUUCUGGAGCUCCGGAAAAAGAACGGGCCCUUGGAAGUCGCUGGCGCUGCUGUCAGUGCCGGCCACGGCCUGCCCGCCAAGUUUGUGAUCCACUGUAAUAGCCCAGUCUGGGGCGCCGACAAAUGCGAGGAGCUCCUGGAAAAGACGGUGAAAAACUGCCUGGCCCUGGCAGACGAUAAGAAGCUGAAAUCCAUUGCGUUCCCAUCCAUCGGCAGUGGCAGGAACGGUUUCCCCAAGCAGACGGCGGCCCAGCUCAUCCUGAAGGCCAUCUCCAGCUACUUCGUGUCGACGAUGGCCUCUUCAAUCAAGACCGUGCACUUCGUGCUGUUCGACAGCGAGAGCAUAGGCAUCUACGUGCAGGAAAUGGCCAAGCUGGAUGCCAACUAGGUGGCAGAGCCAGGCCCGCCCUGUCCCCGCCUCCCGUUGGAAAGAAAGCGAGAAGAAAACCAACCCCCCUCACUGCUCGGGGAGGCGGCGCCCUGUCAUCUUCAGUUGUGCUCAUCGGGGGAAUAAGGUUUUGGUUUCCGGUUUAAAUGUUUUGACCUUCUAAACUGUUCUUACGUUAGCACUGAGCGUUGGCAUUGCUGUUGUGGAAGCCCUGGGUCAUAGGCUGUGUCUGAUUGCCUGUAACCUAGGAGAAGAGCUCAUGGUUUGGUUUUCACGAGCCCGGGUGGGCAGGGCAGGGCGCAGCGGGAGG
Molecule: messenger RNA, 1462 nt
Organism: Echinops telfairi (small Madagascar hedgehog)
Lineage: Eukaryota; Metazoa; Chordata; Mammalia; Afrosoricida; Tenrecidae
Product: core histone macro-H2A.1
Exons: 8
Coding region: 34-1152 (372 amino acids)
Biological process (GO): nucleosome assembly
Cellular component (GO): nucleosome
Molecular function (GO): protein heterodimerization activity; structural constituent of chromatin; DNA binding
Source: RefSeq, a predicted model, not a curated record